AUGGCUUCCCGCAGCCGGCGUAGCGCCGCGCAAGAAGUGGUAGAGGAAGAGGAGGAGCAAGAGGGCGUUAAGAAGCUGAAGUUCAAUCAGACAUUGGUGGGCAAACCGGGUAAACAGAUCGGCGUGACAGAGCUACUAUCGCGGCUCAAGAUGUUGUGCGACGAAUUGCGGGACAUCGACCAGGAGGAGGCCGACACCGAGUCGCUCACGCGCUCUGCGAAGGAAUUGGCAAACCCUAGCCUCAUACACCACAAAGAUGCCGGUGUGCGCGCUUGGGCAGCAUGCUGCAUGGUCGAGAUGUUCCGCCUGUUCGCACCAAACGCGCCAUACACGGCUUCCCAGCUCAAGGACAUAUUCACUUUGAUCGUCACGAAGAUCCUACCCCUGCUCGGGAACCCUUCGCAUCCAUAUAACAGCCAGCACAUGUACAUGCUCAAAUCGCUGGCGGAGUUCAAGAGCAUCGUUAUCGUCACCGAUAUCCCCGGCUCCGCCGCCCUUACCCAGUCGAUCUUCAUAACCUGCUUUGACGUCUUAUCUGCGCCGUCCAAAGGUUCGAAUGGCGAGGAAUUGAGCAAAAACGUGGAACACAACAUGACCGAGAUUCUGCGCAUUCUGGUCGAUGAGAGCGUUACCAUCGCGACCGAGGUGGUCGAUGUCAUUGUAGCGCAAUUCUUAUGGGCUGAUCCGCAGUCGCUGGCGGCUUCCAAGGGAAAAAAGAAUGUUCCCGUGGAUGCAAAACAGUCGACCUUGCGUCGCAAAGAAGCGCCGCCAGCAUACAACAUGGCCAAGAAUAUCUGCAACAUGUACCCAGACAAGAUGGCCCGUCUCUUCGGAACCUACUUUGGUUCCAUCAUAGUUGACUUCACUUCCGGGAACGCGAAAACUGUGCGCGCUGAUGACUCCGACGACGAGGGAGACAAAGGCCCUUCAGAAGAUGACAUCAACGAAGCGAGCAAAGCCCAUCGCUUGCUCCGAGAGUUGUGGAGAAGCGCCCCAGGAUGCCUGAAAGAGAUAGUUCCCCAUCUUCAGGAUGAACUGGCCACAGAGAACGUACAGCUACGUCAGCUUGCAACAGAGACAAUAGGUGACAUGAUCUCUGGUAUAGGGGCUGCGGGCCCUCCACCACCUCCGGACCUGGAUCCUGCUGCAUAUCCUUCGCAAAGUCUUUCAUCCUCUUCCGGCGUUCGCGCCUACAACUACCUCACUACUCCAGCGUCUCUUAAUUCAUUUUCUCUCCAUCAUCCAGGCGCUUACCAAGCCUUUAUCUCACGCAAGAAUGACAAGUCACCUCUUGUCCGCGCGUCCUGGGCAACCGCAAUCGCUCGAAUUGUAAUGACAUCGGCCGGUCAUGUGGGCUUGGAUCCCGAGGAGGAACGCACAUUACUCAAACAUAUUGCCGAUAGUCUCAUUGAUGGCGAUGACCGGGUCCGGCUUGCUGCUGUGAAGGCGAUUGAACACUUUGAAUUCAAUGACAUCGUGCGGAAGCUGGGCGUCAACGGCAGCGCAUCCCAAUCAGGUUCCAUUUUGUCGAACCUGGCUGACCGGGUCAAGGAUAGGAAGCCUCCAAUUAGGACCGCAGCAAUCCGAUUACUUGCCAGGAUUUGGGGUGUAGCGGCCGGAGCUAUCGCUGAGGGUAGUGUAACCAUGACAGAUCUAUUGGGACCCAUUCCUUCUCGAAUUCUGGAUGCGUACUACGUCAGAGACCCCGACCUCACUGUGCAAGUUGAGUUGGCAACAUAUGAUUCACUUCUACCACUCAACUACCCGCCGAUCAAACCGAAAGCUGCUGUAAAUGGCGGAUCUCAAGUAGUCAAGGAUAGCCAAAUGAAUGGCGAACAAUCCUAUACCGAAGCUGACUUGGACAAGAUCCGAGCCGAACGACAACUUGUCUUGGUUCGUGGAUUGGAUGAGAGGGCAAAGAAGGUUUUCUAUGCCAACCAAGGGAAUCAAAUCGCGCACGCUACCUACAUGGAGCACUUCUUAAGGUUAUGUGAAGAGUACAACGGUGGUGUCGUAGAGGGUUCCGAGAAGGACACCAAAAGGAAGUUAGACGGCCUGAUCGUAUUUUACGCAAAGACGCUCCCAGACGCUGCGCGGGCGACUGAUGAUCUCACAAAGUUCGCCAAGGCCCACGACCGCCGAAGCUACCAGCUCAUUCGGUUCUGCAUGGCUCCCGAAAGCGAUUACCGCAAGAUCUUCAAAUCAAUUAAAGAACUUCGCAAGAGGAUCGAGGAGAACCCGCCCAGCCCUACUUUAUUAGAGACUUUAACGCCUCUCCUGUACCGUGUCAGUCUGCUCUGUUUCAACAAGAGCCACGUUCCUGCGAUCAUUGAAUUUACCCGUACAGAUGACAAGGGUCUUGCCGCUACAGCCCAUGAGGUGCUCAAAGAAAUUUCUACACAGCACCCCAAGGUCUUCUCUACGCACGUGAAAGAAUUGUGCAAAACGCUCGAAAGCGAAGCACCGACAGAAAGAGCCACAAAUCCUCCUGGUGCGGUUGAUGACCUGAAGGCUCUGGCUAGCUUUGCGAAAAAGUUUCCCAAGAAAAUUCCGUUGAAUGCAAAGGAUGGCCAAAAACUAGUCCGAGGUUUACACAACUUCGCGUUAUACGGGUCCCCUCCAAAGGCGGCUAAGCACGCUAUUACCAUUCUUAUGUACAGCCACGACAGCAAGAAGAGGCAGGCGAGGGAAAUUCUUCAGAAGAGCAUGAAGAACUUCGACUACGAGUGCGACCACUGGCUAACAAAGCUUGCGGCUCUCAGCCAGCUCGUACUUCUCGCACCAGACGAAUGUGAAGGGGACAUCGAUGCUGUUUUCACGAUCGCAGUUGAGAAGGUGCUACUUAGACCGCAUGCGAACUCUGAUGAAGUCGAAGAAGAAUGGACGGAGAAUCCAGACGAUGACAUCGUUGCACGGACUUGGGCGCUCAAAGUUCUUGUCAAUCGUUUACUAGCGUAUACAGGGGACGAGGAGCGUACAGACGCUUCUGACCAUGUGUUCAAAUUACUCAAUCGACUGGUCAAAGAGAACGGGGAAGCUUCGAAGAAGAAUCCUACUCCGUUGGCACACCGAAAUCGUCAGCGACUUCUAGCUGCCAACUUCCUUCUGAAGCUAGCCACGGUACGGCGCCUCGAUAAUCAGGUCACUCCUGCCGACUUUAACCAACUCGCUCUUGUUACCCAUGACGCUUGCUUGCAAGUUCGCAAAGGUUUCGCGAUGAAGCUGAUGAAAUACCUUGGACAAAAUCGACUCCCCACACGUUAUUUCAGCAUCCUCUUCAUGUAUGCGCAUGAGCCGGACGCUGGACUCCGGAAUGUUUUGACAACAUGGAUUCGUUCUCGACGAGCGAUCUUCACGUCUCGGAAGGAGACCGUUCUGGAAACUUCUGUCUUCGCUAGGCUACUGAGUCUACUUGCUCAUCAUCCCGACUUGGCGGAUGACGAGAACUCCCUAACGGAGAUUGUCAAAUAUGUUUUGUUUUACCUCAAGACGGUUGCGACCGAAGACAACCUCGCACUCAUCUACCACAUGGCUGGCCGGGUGAAGACGGUCAAAGAUGGUGUCACUCCUUCUCGCGAGAGUGACGACAAACUCUACAUAAUGUCCGACCUCGCGCAAGCGGCCAUUCUAUCAUGGGAAGACAAUAACAGCUGGAGCAUGCAAACCUUCCCUGGCAAACAAAAGCUGCCUGCUGGUAUCUUCAGGCAGCUUGAGAGCCACGAGCGCGGGCAAGAGAUUGCAUCGAAACAGUAUAUACCGGAGGACUUCACCGACAUUCUCGAUCCUCUUGUACGCAAGACCAUCAGAAGCAAGAAGAGGAAGGCUGGAGAGGGCGUUGAGAAGCCACGCAAGAAGGCAAAGGCCGAAAAUGGUGUCAAGAAAGAGAAGAUAAAAUCUGAGAGGCCAAUCAAGACGCCGCGUAAGAAAAGGAGAAGUCACGGCAGCGACGAUGGAGAUGACGGUGGCAGUGCGGUCGCGCCAUCUUCAGGUCCGAGGAGGAAGAGUGGUCGCAAGAGCAACAUCAGCAAGAGUUACUUGGAGGUCUCGAGUGACGAAGACGAAGAUACCCAGGCAGGUGCCGAACAAGACGAGAGUAUGUCUGAUGUUGAGAGCGAACGGGAAGAGGAAGACGUUGCGAUGGAAGACAAAGAAGGAACCUCGCCGAUUGAGGAAGAAGCUCCUAGACCAGAGCUGGGGUCAGAAGGUGAAGCGGAAGCCGAACAGGAGUCGGCAUCAGAGCCAGAGCCAGAGCCAGAGCCAGAGCUAGAGCCGUUGAGGAGGUCAAGAGGAAGACCCUCAAAGAAGUCUGAAGUUCCAACCUCCCCAGAAGCUCCAAAACGCAAAGCGGGUCGAUCGGCAAAGGCAUCCACCCCAGUAAAAGACCCCACUCUUGCAAAGGCAGCCAAGGAAGCAAAAGCGGCAAAGCCCACACCAAAGGGUAAAGCUAAGGAGAAGGCAACGGUAGAGCCAGUCGCCAAUGGUACCGGCAUUGUUAGGCGCAGUGGCCGUACACGAGGCUGA
Messenger RNA from Didymosphaeria variabile, 4521 nucleotides. RefSeq names its product Sister chromatid cohesion protein pds5 (gene PDS5). NCBI's taxonomy places the organism in Eukaryota, Fungi, Ascomycota, Dothideomycetes, Pleosporales, Didymosphaeriaceae. Gene Ontology annotation, biological process: DNA repair; mitotic sister chromatid cohesion. Gene Ontology annotation, cellular component: nucleus; chromatin. The transcript is spliced from 3 exons. The record is from RefSeq and is a predicted model, not a curated record. The coding region runs from base 1 to 4521 and encodes 1506 amino acids.